Molecule: messenger RNA, 1025 nt
Organism: Filobasidium floriforme
Lineage: Eukaryota; Fungi; Basidiomycota; Tremellomycetes; Filobasidiales; Filobasidiaceae
Exons: 8
Coding region: 83-940 (285 amino acids)
Molecular function (GO): oxidoreductase activity, acting on the CH-OH group of donors, NAD or NADP as acceptor
Source: RefSeq, a predicted model, not a curated record
GUCACAAGUCGACUGCAUCUCUUCAAUUUGCAUCUCUCAUCUGACUUUUUUCUCAACUAAAUCACUGCGACCUUCGACUACGAUGCCCCUCUCGAUCGACUUUUCAGGCAAGCUCGUCCUCAUCACCGGAGGAGGCCGAGGGAUCGGUCUAGCCAUCACCGAGGCUCUCGCAGAAGCCGGUGCCGAUAUCGCCAUAACAUACACCUCGACCGAUGCUACCCCCGUCGCAUCUCAACUGUCUUCCAAGCACGGCGUUACCGUCAAGGCGUUCAAGUGCAACGUCGAUUCCAGUGCCGAGAUCGACAAGCUCGUUGGGGACGUACAGGAAGCUUUCGGAAGAGAGGUUGACAUCGGAGUGAACAAUGCUGGAAUUGCGCUUUGGCAGUCUUCCGUUCACAUGACCGAUAACCAAUUCGACAGCAUCUUCCGAACGAACACCACCGGCCCCUACUACCUCUCCCGCGCCCUCAUGCGCUCCUGGCUCGGCCUACCCAUCUCCCUCUCUUCCUCUUCUUCCGAAGUCAGCCUUACCGCCGACGACGGUCAACCGAAGAAGAACCUCAAGGGGAAACAGAUCCUCUUUGUUUCCAGCAUCUCCGGGUUGGUAGCGAUGACGCCGCAGUAUCAGGCUGCUUAUAAUGCGAGCAAGGCUGGGGUGACGAUGUUGGCCAAGAGCUUGGCGGCAGAAUGGGCUCCUUACGAGGUAGUCAUCAACUCGGUCUCACCCGGCUACGUAUCUACGGACAUGAUCGCCAACCCGCCUGACGAACAAGCUCGAGGUUGGGUCAAGGUUUGGGAGGAGAGGACUCCGAUUGGUCGAUUCGCAUCCGCCGAAGAGAUCGGCAAGUUCAUUGCCGUUCUCCUCAGCCAACACGCUGCUGGCGCCGGGUUCAUGACCGGUUCGGACGUCGUCAUCGAUGGAGGAUAUACAUUGUACUGAACGAGGAAGAAGCGACGACGGUUACCAAUACGCGUAAGAACGGGCGCCACUUUGUUCCGGACCACCCUAGCAUGCACAGCUAGUU